Rhipicephalus sanguineus (brown dog tick) is the source of this 1395-nucleotide messenger RNA. RefSeq lists its product as uncharacterized. The transcript has 4 exons. The record is from RefSeq and is a predicted model, not a curated record. Bases 1 to 1395 code for a protein of 464 amino acids. NCBI's taxonomy places the organism in Eukaryota, Metazoa, Arthropoda, Arachnida, Ixodida, Ixodidae.
AUGCCCGGUCCCGUCAAUUUCUACCUUGAAGCGGGAGAAAUCCGACCGUGGCUCACAGCUCUGCGGAAGACUUCAUCGCUUCAAAAGCUAAAGAUUGAUUUCAGAACCUUUGGCCGAAGGGCGCUCGAAGCCUUCCUCAAAGAAGUCGCUAAGAAUGAUAACCUGCGGUCCGUAGUUAUCACUCACCCACCCACAAGAACCGACCCCCUGGACAUAUGCAGGUUGAUCAAACAGCACGGACUGUGCAAUCGCGUCAGGAUUGCUGACCACCAUGUGGAAUCGCUGAGCUUGCCCAGCAUCAGGCAGUGCGUCGACAUUACCAGAGUGACUGUUGAGGCAAGCCACUUCGCUUUUGACACGCUGCCCACGAUGAUCUCAAGCACUAUGGAGUCAGUCUUCGGCCUUUUCGAACACGUGACGUUGCUCCGAGUAAACUGCGACCUUUUCAGAGAAGCGCAUUUCGCUGCUUUGUGUGCGUACCUGUCAGCACCCUCAGCGCUCGUUGACGUCGAGCUCACGUUGUGUACACGCAUGCUCGUUAUGACAGCAGAGGAGUCACGCAGCGUUCCUAGCAGACUGUGGUCGGCCUUAGCAUCCAACACCAACCUUUGCAGCGUGAUUGUCAAAGGUCUGCAACUCGGCAACGACGACGUGGACGUGCUGGCAGACGCCGCUCGCAAGAGCAGGCGCCUCACCGAGUUUCGGUACAUGCCGGAUUAUCGUUCUGCCUGGGAGCGCAUCUUCGGACGAAGCCUCCACGCAGAGGAGUCCCCCUUUAGGCUGGACAGCCAUGCUUACGCUGCACUGGUGGAAAUACAGGACUCGACUCGCCGCAACGCCAGCCGUGUGUCGGCAGCUGCCCGUUUUGUGUUGGGCGAGCGAGACACCGCAGAGGCUGCUCUGGGCAUCGAGCUUUUCUACGAGCACCCCCACCUGCUGGAGCUGGUGAGGGACGGCGCUCUUGUGGACAUCUACGAAGCCAAAGCGAUGAUCGGGAAAGCACGCAAGAAGCUGCGAAAGUACAGUCUGGACAAGUUCAUGAGAACUGCCGGGGUCGUAGCUCAGUCGGUAGAGUGCCAUCCGCAGCAUGACGGCAGUUUGCAGCUCCCUGACAUCGGCGAGGACUGCUGGUCGUUGAUCUGCAGCUACCUGAGUCUCGCGGACAUUGCAGAGGCUGCAGGACCCCCGGGUGCACUCUUCAGCACAUUGCUGUGGCAGUGCCACGACUUGCGCGGUGGCUCAGGGUCUCCCUCCACGGAGGAAGACUGGCUCCGACUUCUCACUAGCUCCGCCAAGGAAGAGCAGCUCAGGGCUGUCCAGAGAGCCCGCGAAGUCGCCGAGAGUCUCAACCUCCCGGCUCCCUCGUGGGUGCGGCCCGCGGACGUUACCCCCUGA